AUGAUAAAAAACUCGACUGAAAGCGAAAUCACCUUAGAAUCAUUAGAAAAGAAACUCGUUAUAGAUUUUGGCCACCGGUCAAGAGUCUGGCUUGUAGAGCACAGGCACAACUUUUAUGCUCUAAAAGAAGUCCCUAAAGCAGGUCUUUGCGAAGCUGAAGUCAGACACCUAUUUGAAGAAAAACUUGCAUUAAGCAGUCUCAAACACCCAAAUAUUAUUAAGCUCAUAACUACUUUUAAAGACCACACAAACAUUUAUUUUCUCUUAGAACUUGCAAAAGGUGCACCGUUAAGCCACAUAUUAAAGCAGCAGCGAAGAUUUCCUCUUGAGCAAGUCCAAUCAAUUGCUUUACAAAUUGCCUCAACUUUGUCCUACAUCCAUACUGAAGGAUACAUCUACCGCGACUUAAAAUUAUCAAACGUUUUAUUGGACGACACAGGAAAAGUCGUCUUUGUGGACCUUGGAUUAUGCAAAAAGAUUGAAAACGAAAAGUAA
Molecule: messenger RNA, 495 nt
Organism: Blepharisma stoltei
Lineage: Eukaryota; Ciliophora; Heterotrichea; Heterotrichida; Blepharismidae
Source: the annotation of a GenBank genome assembly